Radiomyces spectabilis is the source of this 1317-nucleotide messenger RNA. RefSeq lists its product as uncharacterized. The coding region runs from base 1 to 1317 and encodes 438 amino acids. The record is from RefSeq and is a predicted model, not a curated record. Lineage: Eukaryota; Fungi; Mucoromycota; Mucoromycetes; Mucorales; Radiomycetaceae. The transcript has 4 exons.
AUGGCCAUGCUUUCAGUGAUCCGCGCUGAAGAUGAGGCGACCUUCCCCAACGAUAUGUUCUUCCACCAUCAUCCCAGCAAGGCGUAUGCCAUGGCUGUUGCUAUGGAGGAAGAGGGAGAUCCUUUUGCUCGACACUUAUUCGAAGCUUCCAACGACUAUGCUGGAGCUGACACUGAGCAACAAGGAAACUGGGAAGGUAUUCACGAAGGAUUCGCUGCAUCCACAGACCAGUCCGGUGGUGAUAAGAGUAAGAACCCCGGCCACAAACCCGGCCAGAAUCCCACCAAGCAGCCGACUCAUAAACCUUCCAAGCAAUUAAACAAACCUCCAUCGCAACAGGCGGAUAAGAAGCGACCUUCCAACAAACCUAAACCGAAACCAACGCAGAAGAAGCCCCAGGCCUCCCAGAAGGCUAAACCCAGCGCGAAACCCGUGCAGUCUAAACAGGCAAGUCGCUCAAAGCCUCCGUCUAAGCCUACAUCGGUCGCCAAAGGCAAACCCAAAUCGAGUGCUGCGGCCGCUCAACCUAGCUCCCAGCCUGGCGGUGGUGCACCCUUCAUGUCGAAGUCGAUUGCUCAGCCAAGCGGAAAUCCUGCUCAGCCUACUGAUGAAGGCAGUCCUCAAGGCGCUCAAGGCGGUCCACCUUCAUCUGACCGCGAAAGCAAGCAUCCUACCCGACCUGAUCUUCACGGUGUUAGUUAUAAUGCCAACGGCGGUAUUGUGCUUCCUCAAGGCAAAAAAUUUCCUCCAGCCGCCGCCUACGCUGCUGGCGAUCCCGCCGAUUCACCUUACAAGGAUGAGCAACGUCAAUCGUCGCCUGUCGGAACCAAAUCGGAAGGCGAUGAAAGUGACAAGGAUUCGCAUACUGGUCGACCUUAUGUUUUCAGUGACGGCAAGGGAUGGCAACGGCGCUCUACCGGAUACGAGCUUUAUGCCGCCGAGGAUGGUUACGCCGGAUACAGUGGUAUCCGCCUUGCUGCUCAACCCGAUGAAGCUGAUUCCGCCUACACACAAGGUGAAGCCACUUUCUACGAUGCCGAAGGCCAUGUUGGCAUUUGUGGCAAGCACUGCAAAAAUACAGAUUUGGUCGCCAGUGUGAAUACGGAACAAAUGGGUGAACCCCACUCGAAGAAGAACCCCAACUGUGGAAAAAAAAUCGAAGUGACCGGUUCCGAAGGCAAUAAAAUUACCGUAACUGUUGUCGAUAUCUGCAAAUCUUGCAAGCCCGGCGGCCUUGAUUUGAGUCCUGCAGCUUUCGGAAAGCUUGGUGAUUAUAGCCACGUCGCAGUUCCCAUUAAAUGGAAAUACGAAUCUUAA